Lymnaea stagnalis (great pond snail) is the source of this 6576-nucleotide messenger RNA. The record is from the annotation of a GenBank genome assembly. NCBI's taxonomy places the organism in Eukaryota, Metazoa, Mollusca, Gastropoda, Lymnaeidae.
AUAUUUUUUUUAACAAAAUGGCCGCGUACAUUCUUGUUUAGUGCACUGAAUGUCAUUCAAUUUACCCCCAUAUCUCCUAAUUAUUUCAAUUAGUUUAAAACACUUAGAAAAUGAAGACAUUUUUUACGUUCGGUAAUAUUGUUCUCAAGACUUCAAGCAAGUAUAACAUCCCUUUAAAAAAGGUAUUGAUGGGUGCACUAAUUUUUUUUCACACUCGACCAUUUUUUAAAAAUAGUUUGUCUAGUCUUAGUCUUAGUAAUUUUUAAUAAUAAUAAUUAAAUAAUAAGAUAAAUUAAAUAAUUAUUUAAAUAUUAUAUUAGUAUUAGAUCAUUUGGCCAAAGCAGACGAUUCACGCCAUGGCGUCAUUUACGAGUUUAUUUAACUUGAUAGGUUUAAGUUUAAUUAAGUUAUUAAUUAAGUUAUUUAAUUAAGGGUUAUUAAUUCAGGUCCAGGUUAUUAAUUUUAAUUAGGCCUAAGGAUUGAUUCUGACUUAGUUACUUAGUAAGUAAUUUAAUUUUUAGGGAUAGACUAUACUAAGUAUACUUAUACUAUAUUAUUCUAUAUAAUACUGUAGGCCUUUAGUAAGAGUUUAGGCUUAGGCUGUCUUAGGGUUCAGGUUAGGGGUAGAUUUAGCCUAAAAUUUAGGGUCCAGGUUAGGGAUAGGUUUAGGGUUACCUUUCCCAGCAGGGUAAUGGCAACUAAGAUGGCAGCUGAGGAGUGGAUUGUCUGAAUUUAACAGUCAAUUAAAUAGUAACCUACCUACUUAACUUUUACUGUAAUAAUAUUUAUUAAAUAAAAUUAGCAGAUACACCUAGUUAUUUUAAAUGCCAACCUCUGUCUAUAGUCUAUAGUCACAGUUUAUAGUAUAUAUCACACCCCCUCUCUGCCCUUACAAAUUAUUUGACUAGUCUCUGAACCCUGGCCUGGCCUAAGAAAUUCUUAAACUUAAAGAAUUGUUUGGUGAAAGUGUAGUUAGUCAUGGCAUUGGUUUUGCCAAGAGUCGUCUCACCCUAAGUGCAGUAAAAUCACUUUGGGGAAUACCAACACUUGACUUAGGAUGACAGGACCAACAUUUGAACCUGAACUCUUUUUUUUCUGUGUCAUAAACUAAAUCUGAAUAUCAAUACAGUUAAUAUGAAAUAUGUUAAAUGUGUUUUUAUUAAAAUUCAACUUACAAUGUUCGAACAAAAAUUAAAAAAACAAACUCAUCCUUGCUGAAACCCCAAGAUGAACACCAGAAAAAGAUGUGCACAUUGUUUAAAGUGUUGUUAAAAGUGCUGUCUUGUGAUUGAUUGAAAAGUGAAGUACCUUAUGCUAUUCAGAAUUCAUUUCUAUCAUGUUGCAAAAAGGACAUAUCAACAUAAUUUCUUGGAGAGAGGAGACCCCUCCCCAGUCACACCCCCUCCCUACUUUCAUUACAAAAAUAAGAAACUACAUAAUUUCUGGAGAGGGGAGACCUCUCCUAAAAACCCUCCCCAUACUUUCAAGACAAAAAAUUUUAAAAAAUAUAUUUCACAUAAAUACAAAGCUAACAAUCAAAAUCUUUUAAAUACUGAACUAUGGCUGGUAGUUGACUUGGGCAACCUCCAUGACCUAUAUACCAUGGAAGGCAUCGCCGGCCCUACCACUAACUGCAUUUUAGCAGCAUUGUUUUACUAAAUCUUGUACCCCUGACCAAAGUAACAAUGGCCAUACCUUUCCCAUCUUAUCCCACAAGGAACUCACCCAUUUACCCAAACCCAAUCGACCACUAAGACUUAUUCCCAAUUUCUACUUAACCACCUUGCCCCUUAGCCUUUACGUUUUUUUCCAGUCCUUUUUUUAAGAAGGUAAGUUUUUAUUUUACCAAUGACGUAAUGAUUCACUCUUUAAAUAUUUAGUCUAAUUUUAUUGUAUCAAUGAUGAAUAGUGAAGGUUUCAUUGUCCAGGUGAACUUCCCAAAAUAAAGUAUGCACAAAAAAAAAGUAUUGUUUGUGUAAAGCAAGGGUGGAACCUACAGCCAACAUGCCCCUAGAAUCCAGGUGAAAUAUUAAUUCUUUCCCACAAGACACUUUGGGAACUGGAUUAAUAUUUUUGAAAAUUUAAAAAUUGUAAAUGAUAAUCUGUUACAUAGUAGAGACUGGAUUCAAGCCCUGCAAAUGAAAUAUUAAGAAUAGGAUAUGUGACAACUUGAAAAACAACCCAAGACAAUAAAGGAAAUUAUCGGCUGAAUGCCUUCCUCUGCCAACACAAAAAUAAAGAACACAACAAAAUCAAACCAAAAGAACUUAGCUUUCUGUCAAGUUGAUUAGAAGCUAAGAAAAUCAUUCAGUACAUCAAAAAAUCAAUUAAUAUAACUCGUGUAACUUUUACCUCAUAUUCUUUAAUAGACUUUAUUCAUAAUAGUUUCAGGCAUCUUUAUCAUCAUCUAUCAGAAGUCUGAAAAAUGUUCAAAACACUGAUGAUACAACUUCUGCAAUUGAUAAUUCAUUACCAGGUAAGAAUAAAAUUACAGAUACUUUUCCUACAGAGUAAUUUCACAAUAAUUUUUUUUUUAAUCAACAGAAAUAAUAAAAACUAAAUUUAUAAAUAACUCAUCAGGAUCCAGUGCAUCACUGUCACAAGUCACAAAACAACCAUUGAUGACUUCAAGGGAUUUGAAAUUCCCAGUUCACCACACAUACCCUCGUUUAGCCUGGUUGGAUUCAUUGGCUUCGUUAGAAGGUACAAAGCUUGGAAUGAUUGACCUCCACCCAGAUGUGUUUGGUACUUAUCCAAGGUAACAGAUUUACAGGGGUUUUUUUUCUAAAUAAAUUUAUGGUAAAUCUUAAUUCAUCUAAUCAUGAUACAGAUUAUAAAUUAUUAAGAAUAUUAUGUAUAUGGGAAUGCUUAAGAGAAUUUCAUUAUUUUUUUUAGAGGUGUUUCAUUUUUUUUUUUUUAGAAUAGCUUUUUAUUUUGGUCUUUUUAUCCCUUUUAAUAUCCAGAAUAGAUAUGCUUCAUAAAAACAUCCACUGGCAAAAGUUAUAUAGACACAUUGUAAGUAAUUGCUUUAUAUUUUGAAACAUAUUAACAAGGAUGAAUGUGCUGGUUAUGCUACUUGUGUAUUUUUGCUGAAACAAUAGUUACAUAAAAAUAAAUAAUUCAUAUGGAACAUUUUGAUGGGCCAGACAUAAAAACCUUGUGUGUUGGUAAGCAGAUAUCCUUGCAAAGAUUUUAAACUACAGCCUUCACUUUCUUAACAAUCAUUGAUUUAUUUUUAAUUCAAUUUUCAUUAGCUAAAAUAUCUAUGUUGGGAAUAAUUAAAUACAAAUUUACUAGUAUAUUUUUUAUAAAUAAAAAUGAAAGGGGAUAAUAAAAAUGUUUAUUAAAUGGGUUUAUUGCUAAGAGUUUGAAUAUUUAGGAAUCUAAAUCAUUAGAUAAUAAAAUCUCUGUGGAACAAAUUUUUAUAACUAUGAAUAGGACUAUUCGUUUGAGCCUAGCCGUGCAGAAUUACCAGGAGGAGGCAGAAAACCUUGGCCACAAAAGGGACUUGGCAAGGCUCGUCAUGGAAGCAUCAGGUCACCAUUGUGGCUAAGUGGUAAAAGAAAGAAUUUUUUUCUUAAACUUUUGAUAAAUAUAUGUCUGGGUUUGGUCAACAGUUAUGGGUAAUUGACGAGGUGAAGUGGACUCAUUUGUCAGUUCAGCUAUGCUUGGGGAGAAGGUUAGCCCUAUAUAAAAAGAACAAUCACUGAAGUCAUAAGGCAGCAGUCAAUUUGGUGGAUGGUCAAAAUCUUCUGUCUACACAAAAAUAGCUGCAGUUGUCUCAAGAAAUCCGGGACAUUUAUUUUUUUUAAUAUAAUUUUUUUUAAUAAAGAAUAAAAUGGCUGUAUGAAAUAUGUAAACUUAGACACAAAUUACUAAAGCUUGAUUUUAUCUUUUUCAGGAUCCAAAGCCCAUGGCCCUAGAGGUCCUAAAAGUUAUUUCUAUAUGCUUCCUAGGCCCCAAAGAGCUAUGGGUCUGAGGGUAGCACUCACGUGUAAAUAUGGCCAGGUAACGAUUAGUUCUUAGUAAUAACCUCUACUUAUAUAUAAUGCAAUUGUCAAAUUCAAUGAGCCGAUUUGAACAAAAUUGAAAUCUAUAUUUUAGCAAUAUUUUUUAAAAUUAUAGUCUUUGGAACUAAUUAGAAAUUGUAGAUUUGACAAAUUUUUAGGUGACAGGGGGCUUUGAUUCUUUGGAUUGCUGUCAGAUACCUGGACGUAACCAAUUUAUGUCUUCACAAUUCAACUGUUAUAUUUUCAAAUAAAGUGUUAAAUAUAAAAUUAAUGACAGCUAUUGAAGAAAGAAUAAACACAUUAGAACAAAUGAGACUAAGACUAAGCAAUCUGUGUUAGUUACCAAAAAUAGCAGGGGAAAUUUUCUAAAAUAUAAUAUAUGAAAUCUUUGCUUUGCUUACCUGAUUCUGUUAAAAAAUGUAUCUUAUUAAUGCCCCCAGAAUGAUCUUGUCAUAGUUGACAACUUUGACUUACCUACUGCAGAUCCAGAGGUGAUAUCUUCUUAAAAAUAGUAUAAAUUAAGAUUAAAUAAUACCUUCACAUUAUUCACUUAAGGAUGCAUGCGGGAAUGAGAGUCAGCAAUAAAUGUGUCUGGUCAGUUACUACAUCACUCCACACUAUCAUAGGGACCAUCCAUAUUUAUUACACUGAGGUGGUGGUUGGGGGACAAUUAGAUAUGAUUGCCCAUUUAAAAGUUAUGACAGCCAUUAUUGAUGCCAUAGUUGUAACCAUUUACUAUAAAAUAAUUUUAAAAAUCCAAAACACAUUGGCUGAUCAUCAUUAUAACUUUCCUACUAAUAUUGAUAGAAAUUUUUCUUUGGUCUAGAGCCAAACAAUACUUCACUUUCACCCAUUUUUUAAAUUGUUAGUAUUAGAUGUUUUCUUUAUCAUCCAUUAGUUAAAGAUUGGUAUGUUCUGCAUAAAUUUGGUUAUUGAUCUUAAAACUGGUGCACAUCUCCACAUUUUUAAGUGAUAUAUUUUAAAAUAAAAAACUUGUUUCAUUAAAUGUCAAGGAUAUCUUGAAAUUAUUGUUCUGAGCAUUAAUUUUUAAAUGUUUUGUUAACACAAAACAUUACAGUCCUAUAUAGAAAUAUAUUGCUUGAAAUAAAAAAAUUAAUACUUCAAAGUUUAAAGGUUGUUUUUUUUCUAAUAUUUAAUCAUUUAGAUGCAACAACAAUUGAUAUGAUUUGCAUAUGCAAUAUAUAUGGAUGGCAUGUUAUGAUAUAAAGCUUGUGGAAAGAAAUGUAACGACUACUUGGGCUGUGAUUUGUUUUUUCUUUUCAUACAUUUAUUUAAAGUAAUUUCUUGUGAGGCUUUUUUGAUUUUGUCUUCUUGAAUACUGUCCACUAUAGAAAAUAUAUAUAUUUUUUUUUAAAGACAUGCAAAGGCUUAGUUAGAGUUUCAUUCUGACUCAUUUUACUUGGCGUUAAAAAUAAUGUUCACAUUCUUUAAGGAAUAUAGUUACUUCAAAUGUCAUUUUUCUUAAGUGUCUCAAAAUAUUUGUUUACAGUAUCUCUAUGAAAUGGCUGAUGUAAGAUUUUGGGGUUACUCUGUGCUGUUUGUUGAUGAGUAAGUACUGGGGAAUUUCAAUCAAGUCAAGGCUUUAUUUUAGUUCGUAAGGCAUUAAUCUUACCUUAUACGAUAAAUAUAACAGAACUGAUAUUAGACUGAUAUAUGACUAAUUAAAAUUGGCCUAACAUUCAGGCAAUUAUCCUAGUUACAGACUCCCAUGGGUACUGAUACCAUUUAGUGUUCAUAAUAUAUUUUAUUCUUUUACUUAAGCACUGAUGUAAUGCCAGAGAAAAUAACAGAAGCUGUGAGCCAAAUACGUGGAUUUAACCUUAUGCCUGCCUAUGGUAUGUAAGGGACAGAUGUAAAUAAAUCUAAUAUUAUGCCUACCAUUAUGACUAUUGGUUUGUAUUGAACAAGAUGUAAAAAAAAAGUGUCACCAAAAACUGAAAUUUAGAAAUAACUAAGCCAAGACAGGUAAUCAACCGAGUUGCAUAAUAUAGUGGUUUAUAUCAUUUACCAAAUCAUCCAAAUGCAUUUCAAAGUUUCCAGAUAUUGAAAUUCACUGGCAUAUUUUGAAAUAAUACAUUUUAUUUUGUUUGUUACAGGAUUGAAUGUUUACUCAAUGUUGAAGCAUGACACGCUUGUACUUACAUUAGCAGCAGUUGAAAAAAUUGAAGGCAAAUUACUAGAUGAGCUCCAUUCUACCAGAGUUGAAACAAAAUUUGUCAACAGACUACGGCCAGAAGAUUUUAGAACAAAGCCGAAAGAAGACAGCACUUUGAGAAAACCAUUUACUAAACCUUUAAUGUUUUGAACUGUUUUUGUAUAAUUAUGUAUUGAUCUGUAAAAUAGCAAAGGACAAAAUUGGCAAGUGACUUUGUUUUAUUACAGUUAAUAAAAAUAUUUUAUCUACAUUUACAGUCUUAAAAUUAUUUUUAAAAAUAUUAAUACAAACAUCAAUUACACUUGCCAGCAGGAUCUAAAAAAUAUAAGACAUAACAAAAAACCCACCAAAAGGGUGACUUUAGCAAUAAUUUGUAUGUAGAGCAUUCCA